AUGGCGCAAAGCGAUGGAGAAGCAGCGACGAGGGAGGAUGGUGGGCCCAGUGCGGAAGCUGCCCCUGGAGGCUGUCAGGACCUCCACACGGCAGCGACGCACGGCGAUGUCGACAGUCUUCGGAAGCUUCUUGCCAGAGGAGAUGACAAGGAUGCCCAGAACGCUGGCGGCUUGACACCGCUGCACCUGGCGGCCGAGCAUGGCUUCGUUGACUGCCUCAGAGAACUGCUGGCGGCCGGUGCUGACAAGGAAGCCAGGAACAACAUCGGCACCACGCCGCUGAUGUUUGCCGCUUGCGGCAACGCUUUGCAAUGCCUCACGGAGCUCUUGCGGGCGGGCUCGAAGAAGGAGGCGAGAGACAAACUUGGCCGGACGGCCUUGAUGCACGCGGCCGAAAAAGGCCACGCUGCCUGCCUUGCGGCACUUCUAGACGCAGGCUGCGAAAAGGAAGCAGAAUCCGGUCGAGGCCGCACGCCCCUCAGCUAUGCAGCCGGCAAGGGCGAUCCGGACUCCCUCCGAGAGUUGCUGGCGGCCCGCUGCAACAAGGAUGCACCAGACCGGAAAGGCCGCAGGCCCCUGCACUACGUGGCGGAGGGUGGCAACGUCGACUGCCUCAGGCAGCUGCUGGCUGCUGGCUGCAAGGAUGUAAAGGACCAGCAUGGCGUUACAGCACUGGCCUCUGCAGCCAGCUACGGCCAAAGAGAUUGUCUCAACGAACUCCUGGCGGCUGGAAGUUUCCAGGAUGAGCAAGACAACCUCGGCCGGACGCCGCUUCAUCGGGCAGCCAUGCAGGGCGACCCUCGCUGCCUCCUGGAUCUGUUGGCAGCCGAGUGCGACCAGGAUGCCAGGGACCACGAUGGCGAGACGCCGUUGAUGUUGGCUGCUCAGCAAGGCUGCACCGCCUGCAUCAGGGAGUUGCUGGCGGCUGGCUGCAACAAGGAUGCGAAGAACAAGCAUGGUCACAAGGCCCUAGACAUUGCGAAGCAGGAAUGCGAAGCAUUGCUCUAUGAGAAGGUGCACAUCACUCUGAUGCUGGACUGCUCGCUAUCCAUGGCGGGAGAGCGAUGGCAAAGUCUCCUUGUGGCUUACGAUGCCUUGAGAACAGCACUGGCAGAGAGUCCAAGAGCCCCACUUACCACGGCCUCUGUGGUCCUUGUCAAUGAGCUGCACAGUGAAGUGAUUCAGCAUCGCGCGAAAGCCGGACACCUGGCAGACUUGCCGCCUACGUGUCCCGAAAGCAAACGCCAUGAAGCAGCCCUCGACAAAGCCUUCCAGCUCUGCCUUGAAGAUUUGCAGAAUUCUCCACGAGACGAGCACAAUUUCAUUGUCCUUGUGCUGGGCAGCGCGGUGCUGCAGCCGUAUGUGGACAUGGAGGAACUGCUGGAAAGCAGCAUCAGCCAGGUUCUGGUCAUGGCAGUGACGGGGUCGGAGGUGGAAGGCAUUUUUUCGGACUUCCAGCAGCAGUUCUUGAAGUCGAUGACUCCGUGCAGCAUCGUGUCUGUCGCGGAGCAAUACCUCGACCAGGCUUUCACGACGGCUGUCGCCGAUGUGGAGGUUCUACGGCAGAUCGGCGGAAGAGGCGGCAGGCGAAAGAUCCAGGUUUGCCGCAUGAACGGGGACAUCGCAGAGAUUGAUCUGCGAGAUGACUCGGUGAGGGAUCUCGUGAAGCAUCUGAAGUUGCAAGACGCAUCGCUCGAGAACCAAGAUGUGAAGCUUCUACUUUCCCACCGAGAAUUGUCCGAGAACUACAAGCUCCAGAACGUGCCGCUUUCAGAAAGGCUCACCAUGGUGAUAAAUGCACCGUCGAGACCAGCCGACGAGGAAGAAGUUGACCUGAGUGGUCUGAAGCUGGCUCCAGAUGUGCGGGAUGCCGUGACAGAGCACAUGCCGAAGCUGCGGGAUCUCUACAACGCCUUGCCAGCCCGUUUGAGACAGCCCGAGGAUGAAACCGAGGCGCCCAUGACUCUGACGGAUUUCCUCAGCAUCGUCCAGCCCAGUCACUUCCAAAGCUUCCUCAGAGAACUGGACACGGUGAAGAUCGAAGCCUCGGUUCUUGGAGACCUCGACAGCACGAUGCUCGACGACCUCAUCCAAAGCCCUGCGCAGUUCUUGCAGAAUCGCGAGGAGGAGCGUGCAAGGCGGGAGCUUGGUACCUGGCAGCAGUCCGGCCAUGCACCGCUGCCCGUCGUGCGCCUUUACUUCGUGGGCCAGGGCCGCGCCGGCAAGACAACCACGCUGAGGCGGCUGAAGCGUGAGCAGCCACGUGCUGACGAGAUUUCGACGUUCGGUGUUGACAUUUGGGCUGGAGAAGCUGGCCAGGAUCUGAACUGUUCGUGGAACGAAACCAUGACAUCACUCUAUGACCACACAGCUGUCCUGUGUCUCCGCAAGGAGAGGAGACGCAAGACAGAGCCGCUGACGAGGAAGAGAAGCCCAGCUUCAUCCGUCAAAAGAGCUAGUUCAAUGAAGAUUACCAGAGAUCGAUCGAUCUCAGACUAUUCUGACAAGCCCGGCGAGAUGCCACCGGCACCAGCCAAGCCUAGAAUUCCAGGAGCCUUGCCCAGCUCUGACGAUGAGCUCGAUCAGAAAGACAAUGCUGCAAGGGGAGAUGGUCAAAACAUGACGGCGACGAAGAAGAACUUUGGCUUCGAAGAACGCAGCCCAGCCCAGGAGAAGACGCCGACGACUGCAUUCCGUGAUGAAGCACCUUCAUCAUUCUGUGGAUCAGUCUAUGAAGAGGAGCCCGAGCCUAAGCUGCCGAAAGACAAAGGCGAGCCCUUGCUAGCACGACCCAUCGGGGACUGGCUUGUGAAGAAAGUUGUACAUGACGCCAAAGACUCUUCAGAAGAGGACCCUGCACUCCAGCCGCGGCUGCAGUGUUGGGACUUGCCUGGGCAACAGGAGUAUGCUCUCUGCAAUUUGCUCUAUUUUCAGAAGCGUGGGAUCUAUGUCGUCUUCUGUGAUACCAGCCUGGACAUUGAGGAAGCCUGGCAUCAUUUGAAGUUUUGGUUAUGGGCCGUGGCCCACUAUGCUGUUCACGCGAAGUUGGGUUCGGAAGGGGCUCCACCUGUCCUGGUUGUUGGGACGAAGUGGUCCCAGAUUCACGAAACCUUUAAUGCAGAGGAGAUCAACCGCCGCAUAUAUGGCUUGCUGCUGCAGUUGCCUCGUUUGCGACAGCAGCUUCGACGCGUGAAUACUCGGUCCGGAUGGCUGCAUCCAGUCGAAAACUUUGACAGCGAUUCAGAAAAAUACAUACAGCCUUUGCGAGACCGUUUGCAACAACUGGCCCGGGACACUCUUACACCUCGUCGUGAAUGGUUGCAGGCUCAUCAACAAGAGGCCGAUGCACCACAGCAUGUCGGAAUGCAGGCGGAAACGUAUCCAGUAUCUUGGUUGCGUGCCCACGAGUUGCUCACUGCACUUGCUGCACCCUUCAAGCUCACCGUGAACAGAACCAGUCUUGAAGAAGUUCUUCCAAUUCAUGCAUUGCCUGGGACGGCAGUGCUGGACAAGAAUCUCACGGGCAAGCAUGCAACCCUGCACCAAGACUUUGUAGUUCCUGCCUCUUCACAUGUUUAUUUGAAGACUGCUGCCGGUCGUGACGAUGAUGAUGAUGUUACAGAUAGCAUUUCAAUAGAAGUGCACUGCACUUCUCUGCAACUGGAUAGUCUCGAAGUAACGCUUUCGGGCAUGCAGCCAUCCGGUGUUGCAGCAGCGGAUGUCCCCCAGCUGCUGAAUCUGUUGCAUGCGCUUGGGGUUCUCUUUUGGUACGACAAGCCAGGCCUUCGCGAUCAAGUGCUUCUGAAUGUCAGAAAAGUGGCUCUCGCCCUGGCCUCCCUCAUGAGUUUGAGGUACUGGGACGAAAGUGCUUUCGAGCACUCCGAGGAACACAAAGAGAGCAUUGAAUCUGUCAGCUGGCGCAUGCCGAAAGAUGUGUAUCGCUUCAAAACAAGUGGAGUGGUAACAUGGAAGCUCCUUGAGUGCUUGUGGGAGGAAAACAGUCCGGAAGAAAGGAGGAUAAUGGCAGAGGUCAUGCUUUCGAAAGGCAUAAUCCAACGACGACGCAUGCAGGAUGAAUUCACCGUGCCAUGCUGCUUGCCCCUGGCCCACCUUCCGGAUCCACAUCCGCCUGAAUGUACAGUUGGUUAUAUCGACGUGGAUGGCUUCGUUUCGCCAAACCUCUUCCCCGAAAUCGCUCACCGCCUGUGCGAGCUAAAGCUCCAGGCUGGAGCAAAGGCAGACCACAGCAGGUUGAGGCCAGGGGCACCUCAGAUCUUUCGAAACCGCUUGGAGUUCCGAUCAGAUGGCAGCACACUGGUCAGUGUGUCGCUCUUUCCGGCGAGUGGAAGCCAAUUCCGGAUGCUCCGAGUUGCUGUCACCGGGGCGACUGAGGACUUAGCGGAAGAAGAGCUUAAGAAGACCGCGAGCGAGCUUUCCAGCAUCAUGGGCUUUGCCGCGGACGCGGCUCAACUUAAACCGAUGACCGCUGAGAAAUUGAAACAGCACAGGUGCCUGCGACAUGUUGACUGGGCUGGCAUCCAGGAUGCAGAAAGGUUCAUCCGAUGCACUCCAUGCCUCAAACGAGGCUGCAAGGCUCAGUGCAAGUUCUGCAGACUGUCAGCUUUGGUCGAGGAGCGUUUCAUCGCUGAUCUCAGCGAGGACUUGAGACAAGUCGUCGACCGGUGUUCCUUGCAAAGCCUCUGCCGUCCAGACGGCAGCUUCCGCUUCAGUCAAAUGCUCUUCCCAGGCGAUGUCGAUCUGGAAGAGUACUUGAUAGUGGACAUCGGGCAGGGAGGCAGGGCAGUAGCAACUGCUCCAGAAGCAGAGGACAGACAGGAAGCAGCGCGCGAACUGCAAAGCUUGCUGCAGAAGCUCUGCCAGAAGUUCGACAGGGCCGGGAAGAGCAUUGACCAGCCCACUGUAUACUGGGGUGGGCUGAAGGCAGGUGGCUUGGUUUGGUCGGUGCCAGAUGUGCUCAAUGGGAGCAAGCACGAUGACAAGGGAGCAGUGGUAAGACUGCAAGAUGUGUUGACACAUGGAAGCCGCUCGCGCGCGGCCAAAAUGGAUUUCUAUACCAAGACGGACCUUUUCAAGACGGAGACCACCUCGCCACAGGUUCGGUUCUUCGAGGUGACCAAUGUUAUUCGAUUCGGCUACAGCUCCGGAACUGGUUUGAUCCGCCCGGUAACACCGGAGAAGGACUUCCUUGGAGCCGUAGAGAUGUGCAUGCACGAAUACUCCGGUCCGCAUCCUAAAGCCAUGAAGCUGGCGAAGCGCUUGUGGGAACGCAGUGCGUUUUUGGCCCAGCGUGAGAUUGAUCUGGAGAAGCAUUUGCAUAUGCUUCACUUCCUGAAGCCUGUUUUUUCUGCCUGGCCAGCCAGACUUAGCCAGAUUGCGGCGCAUGCUGAAACACUGUUCACCAUGCUGCACAGGACGAGGAAGAAGGAGUUGCAGGACGACGCCCUCAACGACGCUUUAGCAGAUCUUCCAGCACUUCGCGAAAGCUUGCAGGACGUGCAGAGCCAGCUUGCAGAUUCGCAGAAUGAGGGGCCGCAUUCAGAGACAGCCGAAGGCCUCAUUUGCGUGCAGGAUGUCAUUCAGCGCCUGGAGACGGUGAGUGUUGAACAGGAUCGGAGAGCAGCUGUCGGUGAGAAGCAAGCAGCACCGGAGCUGGUGGAAAAGAUGUUGAAGGAGCUUCAAGAAUUGUUGGAAGCGUGUGUGGAGCUGGUGUUGAUGAAUCGGUUGGGGAGCUUUUUGCACUUCCCGGAUCCCCUGGUGGAGCCCCUCCACGGGAAGUGGGACUUUGUCUCCGACCAUCUUCCAGUCGGCGCAAGACUUUGUGGCAAGGGGACCUGGCAUGGCAAGGACUUGUUCGUGGUGUCCUGGAACGUCCUCAACCACCACUUCUUGGAGCACAUCGAGAAAGAUUUGCAGGGCCUCCGGGGCUCGAGCAUUAACCCUGCGAGUAAGAUGAGUAUGAAGAGGGUCCGGCAGAUCGUGGACGCCGUCAAGACGAUGCUAGACCGUCAGUCGGAGAUGCCGAAGGCCAUCGUCUGUCUUCAGGGAUGUUGGCCGGAGCUUCUCGGAGUGCUGGAGUGGGCGCUGCGGGACUUGCAUUUCGCAGUUCGCCGCACGGGCCGGGAGUUGAGCCAGAAGAACCAAGAGGCCAUUAUCUUCGACAGCAAGUCAAUGGAGCUGAACGAAGAUGCCUUUAAGAUUUUCCAGCCGUACAGAGAUUCCACCGACAAGGCCGUGGCGGUGGCCUCGUUCAAGCUGCGCGAUGACGGCGGGGAUGCCAACCAGCUGCGAAUUGUCACCACGCACUUGCCCGACAUCCCUUAUGGCCCAGCUCGGAAAGAGUUCUGCAACUGCAUGGAGCAACUGGAGGACGUUGCACGAAUCCCGACGUUCCUCCUUGCCAGCUUGAGCUUCUCAGACCAGGUCAUCGAAGCGUGGCUGAGACACAAGUUCAGGAUGGAUAAUGUAAAGUUCGCAGAAAUUCCGUACCCAACUACCAUCCACCAGGCAACCCUUCUGCCGAAGAGGAUCGACGGCAUUGCAUCCGUGUCUCCAGAGGCUACGUGGGAGGUUCGAGCAUUGGAGGCAGAUGAGGUCCUGCCUGGCUUGCAGCAGCAUGUGGAUCUCCUGCGUUACAGGUGCCUUGGGCUGGAGAUGCCCUCACCAGAAGGCGUGGUGGACCAAGCCCCAAAGAAGGAAGACAGAUCUGAAAGGCCGAAACCCAUGCAGUCAAUACCGCAGGCACUGCCCCAGCAGACUGAGCAGCAAAGCAUUGGGAACCUGCAAAGACAGCAGCUAGAAGUACUACAGGUGGAGCUCGAGAGGGUUCGCAAGGAUCUGACGGAAAGCGAUCUUCUACGAGAAGAGCUCCAGGACAUGAUGGCUUCGAAAGAUGCGGCUUUAGCACAGCUAAAGCAGCAGCAGAAGGCUGCCGUGGAGGCAGAGAUUGAGAAACAGAGGUGUUUGGCUGAGAGCAAGCAAGCUAUUCGCAAGGAGGAAAGGGCAAAAGUCCAUGCAGAGCAGGAGAGGAGUGAACUCGAGCAGCAGCUCGAGCAGGCCCGGAAGGACAAAAGCUUACUCGAGGCAAAGAUGGAAGAGAGGCAAGAGGAGUGGAAGGAGGCAGUGGAGGAGGCGGAGUUGGGGCAAGGGCGUUGCGACCAGGAGCGUCACCGCUUCAACGAAGAGCUGAAUGCGGAGGCUGAGGCAUGCCGGGGUCGCUUCGAGGAAGAGCUUCGGGAGGCCGAGCAGGCUCGGCAGGAGGAGUGUCAGCUUAUCAAAACUGAGCUUGAGUUGGCUCAGAAGCAGCAGGAGGCUGCUAAGUCUGCUGUGGCAGAGCACGAGCGGAGCUGCUUCGAGAAUGAGCGUCAGAGGCGGCUGGAGCAAGCAGCCAAAAUGCAGGCAGAGCAGGAAAGCGGCCGCCUGGAAGCGCGACUCCAAGAGGCCCUGAAAGACAACCGCCGGAUUCAGCUUUCACUAGACGCCGUCGCAAAGCGGUUGGAGAGGACGCAGUUGGAGCAGGAGCAGGCGGUGGAGGAGAGAAAGCAGGAGCAUGAGCGCUGGGACCAGGACUGUCAGCGCUUGAGCACAGAACUGGAAGCUGCCGCCCUCAAGGAGCAGCAUGUUUCCUCCGAGGCAGAGGCAUGCCAGGGUCGCUUCGACGAAGAGCUUCGAGAGGCUCGGCAGCGCAACGAAAACUUGAAGAAGGCUUUGGAUGCUUUCAGGGCUUUGCAUGAAGAGGCACUCAAGAGAAAAGAGCAGCGUUGUGGGGACCUGAGCGAGGAAUGCCAGCAUCUUAGGACGCAGUCGGCAUAUUUUGCUGCAAGGGAAGGCCAAUCGGAGGAGGAGUGCGAGGGCAUCGGGGCCAUUGUUCAGCAGUUGGAGCAAAAGGCACACGAUUUGCACGAAGAGUGUCAACAUCGCGGAACUGAGCUCGAGAAAGCUGGCAAGGAUAGGAAAAGCCUGCAGGAUUCCUUGAUGAUGGUCGUUGAAUCGAAGGCAGAAGCCCUCUCUGAGCGACAGCAGGCUUCUCUGCAUGCAGCGGAAGCAACAGGUCAGUUGCACGAGGAGUGUCAGCGUCUCAAAGCUCAGCUGGAGUGUGUUCAAAAGGAGCAGGAGUCGGCCAUGACGCCGACCUGGUUAGAGGAAGAGCAAGUGAUCUGUAUCGUUGAGCAGGAAGAAGCUGCCAAGAGGGAGCUUUUGGCCAAAACGCAGGCGCAGCGUGGGCGGCAAGAGUGUCUCCGGCAUGAGCUGCGACAGGCCGUUGCUGCCAGGGCCAAUGACCUGUCCUCGCAUGACGAGAAGGAAGACGAUCUACGCUCUGCCGGGGUGCCGCUGUCGGGCGAGGCGGCAGCGGCCACUGAGCCCUGCAUGCCCGCGGAUAUCAAGGAUCAACAGGAUCUGGUUGGCUGUCAUUUCCUUCCAUAUCUUCUUCCAUCCGAAACCCAGGGCAGCACACCGCCAGUGAACACGUACACAGAUCGUCUUGUGGUGGAGCUCGCGGAUGGGGACGUCGCUCAGCUCGACCAAAAACACGACGUGGUGAUGGUGGCAACAGCGAGGGUGCACAAGACGUUUGCCCCACGCUUCGACAUUCUGCCGGAAGACCAGACCCUGCACCUGCCUCCCGCCGCGUUGGCCGUGAGCCCCAUCAUUCGCCUGAGUCCCCACGUGGAGAGCGCCUUUGCAGAUGCAGUGCUUCUCGUCAUUCCCGUGUGUGUGGGCGCAUGCAAUGCAUGGUGCAUGCAGGAAGGCGACUGGGAGCAGGUGCAGGCGGCGGAGUUGACACAUGCCUUCGCGGUCCUGCGGCUAUAUCGUUUUUGCAAAGUGGUUGUCACUUGCGCAACGAACAGGCCGCAAUUGGUCAAGAUCCGGUGCUUUGCCAACUGCAUGAAUGAGUUCGACAAGCGUUGCGUUGUUCAACAUGUAGGAUGUGAUCGCUGCAAUCGGAGACUUGCCAAGCUUGCAAGCGCUGAGCUGGAGACUAUGACUGAAGGCUGUCCUUAUGCCCGACAGUGCGUGUACGAUGAUGGAGAAGAGUUGAAGCUGUCCUGGGGUUCGUUCCAGAGGAGGGAAGCCGUCCGUCUCAAAAUCAAACGCUUGCCUCUGUCCUUGCCAUUUCCGGGCUCUUCCAACAUAUUACAUGUGCGAGAAGAGGAUGGGAAACGGUGGACCCACACUUUCCACUUCGGGAGUUCAGCCACAGCGCGAGAAGCAGGCGUUCCACCACAUCCGCUGCACUUCCGAGCGCCAGCAGACAGCAUCGUUGAGGUUUCGGUGCUUAUUAAUGGGCAGCCAGUGGUUCUCGGACCUGGCAGUGAGCUCGUCCAAGGCCUGGUAUCCGCCACCAGGUUAUCGAAGGAUUUGAUCUGCAAGGCUCCUUCAGAUCCUUCAGGAGUUCGGCAGCGAGGACGUCGUCGUUGGGCUGCAGCAGGACCUGGACCGGCUGCAGACCAGGUCGCUGUUGCUGGCAGACAGCGACGAGUUCAUUUCGAAGGAUUGCCCAUGUCGACGGACCACCGCAAGCGAGCAGCUAGGCGUCAGGCGUUUAGCCCAGACGCACCGAGGCCAAAGGCUAAAUUUGCCUUUGAUGCCUUGCGCUCGGAGCCUGCUGAGCCAGUGGCUACCAAAGCUAGUGCCACCCAUGGCGAGGCAAGAUCCUGCGCCUGA
This is a messenger RNA of Symbiodinium sp. CCMP2592, 9684 nucleotides long. The record is from the annotation of a GenBank genome assembly. NCBI's taxonomy places the organism in Eukaryota, Dinophyceae, Suessiales, Symbiodiniaceae.